AGGAAGUGACCCACGUGCGGACGCGUUCACCGACCGCUGCAACCCCGCGUGAGGGUGUUUUACGAGGAUUUGCACUCCAAAAAACUUUUUUUUUUUUUAUAUCACACAUUCGUAAAUAUUGAGUGUUUCCGAGUAACAUCCUAGAGUAUGUAUUCGGAGCUCUCAGUGCGGAAAUUUCUUAAAUGUUCUUCAGAAGACGAUGAGGUCAUUCAACCAGGUUUCAUCAGCCCCAGGCGGGGCAAGCAAAGGUGGUGGAGAAGAGUCCGGGAAGCUGCCGGAGCAGGCAGAGGAGGAAUCCCAGGUUUUGCACGGAACUGGCCACUGUAAGUGGUUCAAUGUGCGAAUGGGAUUUGGAUUCAUCUCCAUGAUAAACCGAGAGGGGAGCCCCUUGGAUAUUCCAGUGGAUGUAUUUGUACACCAAAGCAAACUAUUCAUGGAAGGAUUUAGAAGCCUGAAAGAAGGAGAACCAGUGGAAUUCACAUUUAAAAAAUCUUCCAAAGGCCUUGAAUCGAUACGGGUAACAGGACCUGGUGGGACCCCCUGUUUAGGAAGUGAAAGAAGACCCAAAGGGAAGACACUACAAAAAAGAAAACCAAAGGGAGAUAGGUGGAGACGGCAGGAUUUACUGAUGGAUCAGAAGUGGACUGUGAGAGAAGAAGAGUCCAGGAUGACUCCAAGAUGCUACAACUGUGGUGGCCUUGAUCAUCAUGCAAAGGAAUGUAGUCUACCUCCUCAGCCAAAGAAGUGCCAUUACUGUCAGAGCAUCAUGCACAUGGUGGCAAACUGCCCACACAAAACUGUUGCACAGCUACCCGCCAGUUCUCAGGGAAGACAGGAAGCAGAAUCCCAGCCGUGCACUUCAGCCUCCCCCAGAGAAGGGGGAGGAGGACACGGCUGCGCUCCGCCACUGCUUCCUCAGGAGGCUAGGUCAGAGGGCUCGGAACGGCCAGGCAGGUCACCUCAAGAAGUUUCCUCCGCGAAGGCAUCUGCGGCUCCAGAAGAGCAAAACAAAAAGGGGCCUUCUGUUCAAAAACGAAAAAAGACAUAGUCCUUCUUAACAUACUGUUUUCCCUACCUGGUUGGGAAGUCUACCUCAUGCAAGUACAGGGAAACAGUAUUUCACAGAUAGCAGCUGACCUGGAAUUUUUAACUACUGUUGAGGAACUGUGGAUUUUUUUAAACAGACAAAUCACUCUAAGCAAAUUACAUUUGAGCAAGUUGUCGUGUUUUAUGUAAUUUAGAGAAUGAGGAACUAUAUACAUCAAUAUAUGCUCAUGUGCGAGGGAGGGAGCCUGGCUCUGUGUGCGUGUGUGUGCGGAUUUUACUAGGAAUGUAGACAUAUGUAAAAAGAGGGUUUGUCUUUAUAUAUCUGUGUAUGUGGAUAAGCACACACCCUCCCUCACAUAAUUGAACAUCUCUAAGACCCUGAAAAUCCAUGUGAAGUAUUUAAAAUGGUUUAGAAAAUAAUCCCUUGAAUUUUUCUUACCAUGUCACCUUUUUUAUAGUACAUUUAUAUUUCAUUUCAUAAGAAUGAAAACAUGACUGUUACCUUUUGUGUGAACCAAAGGAAACUUCAAAUCUCAGAGCUGCCAAUCAUAUGGUACUAAAGGUUUUUUAAGACAUCCAGUUUCUACCAAGUUUGGGAUUGCCUCUUUUUCUUGCUCUCUAUGGAGUGGUUUUUUUCUCCCUUUUGAAGGUAAUACCUUAAGCCCAAAUGCCUCUGCCAUAGCUUUUCUGAUUCUGGGAUACACAGCUCCAGAAAAGACAAUGAAUGUGAAAUUUCUGUGCUGACAUUUCAGUGUUUUUAAUUCUAUGUUUUGAUUGUAAAUUACAUGCCUAAUACGAGAA
Messenger RNA from Chinchilla lanigera (long-tailed chinchilla), 1848 nucleotides. It is a transcript of the gene Lin28b, whose product is annotated as lin-28 homolog B (C. elegans). The transcript has 6 exons. Bases 200 to 1048 code for a protein of 282 amino acids. The record is from RefSeq and is a predicted model, not a curated record. Gene Ontology annotation, molecular function: nucleic acid binding; zinc ion binding. Lineage: Eukaryota; Metazoa; Chordata; Mammalia; Rodentia; Chinchillidae.